AUGAUGGUUAUAAGUAUUGUGUCUCCAACAAUAGGGAAUGAUCUGGGUGAUAUAUCAUCAAAUGGCUUUAAUAACGGUGACGUUCAAACAGCCAUGCACGGAGAGAUAUAUUUCAACACUUAUGGCGGUGUGGAUGGUCAAUGCAAUGAUUAUUAUGACUGUUUUACAGGUGAUUGCGGAAUGUGA
This is a messenger RNA of Torulaspora globosa, 186 nucleotides long. RefSeq lists its product as uncharacterized. The record is from RefSeq and is a predicted model, not a curated record. The transcript has a single exon. The coding region runs from base 1 to 186 and encodes 61 amino acids. Lineage: Eukaryota; Fungi; Ascomycota; Saccharomycetes; Saccharomycetales; Saccharomycetaceae.